This is a messenger RNA of Sipha flava (yellow sugarcane aphid), 1078 nucleotides long. RefSeq lists its product as uncharacterized. Bases 205 to 1077 code for a protein of 290 amino acids. Lineage: Eukaryota; Metazoa; Arthropoda; Insecta; Hemiptera; Aphididae. The transcript is spliced from 3 exons. The record is from RefSeq and is a predicted model, not a curated record.
CUGUGACGGUGGCCAUCUCUGCUUACGCACACGGACACACUUCAUUGCAAAGAUUUUCAUGAAAAUUUAUGAAAUAAAUAAACGAACAUUGCGAACGAUACAAAGAAAUAAAGCAGUCCAAAAAGACGUUAUCUACAGCCGGAAAAAAGAAGUGUACAAAAUAUUAUAAGAACCCACGUCGUAACCAAUUGGAAGGAAAACAUAAUGUCUCUAUCAAAAAAUAUUACUGAUCCAAUAGAAUUAUCCGAUGAAGAAGGUUAUUCACUGGAUAUGAACAGUGAAUGUUAUUAUAUCGAUCCUCAAAUAGAAAAAAGAUUUGCUGUUAUGUUUACCGACGAGGAGAAUGGAUUUACACGCCAGGAGUUAUAUAAUACAAUAUAUGAAAAGAGAGUAAAUCCUAGGAAUGGCCAUAGAAUAGGUAGAUCGUCAAGAAUACGAAAUAUUACUCGAUCAAGAAAAUCUGCAAAUAAGUCAUUGGACGUCAAUGAUUCUAUAGAUCUAUCUGAUGAAAAUACGAUCCCCAACAACCACUCAAUAUGUUUUUACAUAUUGCCUAUUGUGAGAGAUCGUUAUCUAUCAUUAUUAAAGAAUUCUAAUAACAUAUUAACAGUACAGCUUAUGUAUAAUAAAAUAUACGAAUCAGGAAUAAAUCCUAGGAAUGGCCAUCCAAUCGGCAAAAUAUCAAGAAGCCGCAAGUUAUAUUAUAGAGUUGAAUUUAAAAGAAUGCCUCCUCUUCCUCCUCCUCUUACUCGUGAAGUUGCAACGCAGACUAAAAUUUCAUUAGCAGAGGCUAAGCUUUUGGACGCUCUACCACCAUCUGUUCAAUUGCCAAAGACUCAAUUAUUAGAAACUUUGGUCCCCUCUGAUCAGUUAUCAGAUGCUAUGUUGCAAUCUGCUCAGUUACCAGAGGCUCAGUUAUUAAAAGAUUUGUUACCAUCUGCUCAGUUUUCAGACAAUCUGUUGCCAUCUAAUCAAUUACCAGAGGUUCAAUUAUCAAAAGCAUUGGUCCCCUUUGAUCAGUUGUCAGAGAAUCUGUUACCGUGUGCUCAGCAACCAGAGCCUAUGAUAAUAGAUUAAG